This is a messenger RNA of Theileria orientalis strain Shintoku, 1215 nucleotides long. Its product is annotated as ethanolamine phosphotransferase. The transcript is spliced from 7 exons. Bases 1 to 1215 code for a protein of 404 amino acids. Lineage: Eukaryota; Apicomplexa; Aconoidasida; Piroplasmida; Theileriidae. Gene Ontology annotation, cellular component: membrane. The record is from RefSeq and is a predicted model, not a curated record. Gene Ontology annotation, molecular function: phosphotransferase activity, for other substituted phosphate groups. Gene Ontology annotation, biological process: phospholipid biosynthetic process.
AUGUUGUGUUGCUGUAAUAGAAUCUUAUCGGAGUCGGAGCUUAACCGACUGAAGGAAUACACCUUCAAGCCAGGAAACUUCACGUUCCUAGAUAGAGUGAUGAUGCGGUUGCUAUGGGAGCCAGUAGUGAGAGUGCUGCCAACAUGGUUCAGCCCAAACCUGCUGACGCUGUUAGGAGGACUGUGCGUAUUCAUAAUGAACUUCUUCGUCUUCUACUACGUUCCUAAUUUCAGAGCAUCUUCAGUGCCAAAGUGGACGUCACUGAUAAGCUCAAUCCUGGUAUUCGCAUACACAACACUGGACGGCAUCGACGGGAUGCAAGCAAGGAAGCUGAAACUGGAAUCGCCAAUGGGACAGCUGCUGGACCACGGAACGGACGGCCUGGUGUCCUCGUUCUUCUGCUACUUCACCUUCCUGGUGAGUCCAAGCGGAUACUCAAUGGUCAACGCACUGAUCACAGUCUCAGCACUGAUCAACUCGUCAGCAGUGAACUGGAGAGAGGAGGACUUCGGAACGUUCUCGUACACAAACAGUUUCUUCAUUUUCGGAGUGUCAGAGCCACUCUUAGCGGUGGUGAGUAUCCUGUUUGUAAACUACUUCUACCCGAACUUUUGGCUCUCGCCAAUGGCAAAAACGUUGCACAAGUACAAGUCGAUGAGAGUAGUACUCAAGUAUGUGCCGAAGAACCUGUCGUGGUUCACAGCAUUCUUGUACUUCGCACUGGCAUUAUCAUUUUACACGUUCGUAGGAUUCCCGUACGAGAUGUACAAGAGUAACAAAAACGUAAAAAACCUGAUUAGGCUCGCACUGUACCUGACCUUUAACUGCGUGUUGCCACCAAUGCUUACACUGUCGCUGCCGCAGAAAUUACACGGACUGUACUCAAUCUUCGUGUCGUCAAUCGGAGGCAUGGGAGUGAUAUUCAUCAUCAUUUCGAACCUGCGAAAGAGGAAGCACAGGCUCUUCUACCCGGAGUUCCUGUUCCACUACCUGUUGGUCUUCACAGGCUACUCGCUGGUCCUGGCCCGUAAACUAUUCGGACUUAAGUACGACAAAAUAGUAUUCAACAGCAUAUGUUUCGAAAGAACACUGCUCUGCCUGACAGUGGCCGGAAUUCUACUUGGACUGCUCAAAGCCGUGCGUGUAUUCUACGAGAUCAAAACACAUCUGAGUUUGCCAUUUUUCACAACCAAGAGACCAAAUAAGAGGUCGUGA